AUGGCUGGACUAGGGCUGGAUUAUCAAGGAUGUGAUUCCUUUGAUGCGUGUGAGGUGGCACGUGAAAAUUCGCCGAGUUUGGUCGGCCGUGAAGGUACCACACUUAAUGUCGGUAACGACAUUGUUGGCGAAACGCCGUUCAGUUCAGGGCUAGGCCCGCAUACUGUGCGUGGAGUGGCACGUGGAAAUCCACUGGGUGAAGAGUUCGAGUUUUAUGUAACACUUUACCAGAUGUUGGUCAAGGCAUUGGCUCUCGUAUAG
Molecule: messenger RNA, 261 nt
Organism: Peronospora matthiolae
Lineage: Eukaryota; Oomycota; Peronosporomycetes; Peronosporales; Peronosporaceae
Source: the annotation of a GenBank genome assembly